CGUCCAGAUCCCACCAUACCCCAUCCUUGGCCCCCAUACACCACGUACACAGCAUGGCGGCGGGAGAAUCAUCCGCAGCCGCAUCGGCAUCCAAGGCUGCCUCCGCAGAGGGCGGCGGCGCAGCCAACAAGGGCGCAUCGUCCGCCGCGUCCAAGAAUGAUGCUCCCGUAGACACCCCUUCUCCCUCUGGCGCAGGAUCCUCGGCGUCCGGAUCCAUCACCACUGCAGCAGUGAUGGAGUAUCUCAAGGCUCGAGGGUUUCAGAGGGCAGAGGCAGCUUUCAAGGCCGAGAUGAAGGCCCUCGCCUCGGGCAAGAGCCCAGAGGCAGCUCAAGCCGAGGGUAUCCUAGCAGCUGGGCCCGGAUCGAAUCGUACAAUGACACUGGAGGAGCUGGCCGCAAAAAGUGCGCCAAGAGAUGAUACCACAAUGGAAGAGCUGGCAGUAGAGGCAUUGAAGACGGACAGGACAGACAGGAUACGCGGAUUUGGCAUGGUCCGCAAUUGGUGCGAAGGUGGAUUGGACCUAUACCAGGCCGAACUACGUCCGCUUCUUCUACCUCUAUUUAUCCAUUCGUACCUGGAUCUCAUCGAGAUGGGAUCAGAAAGCGCUGCUUUCUCCCUCUUCGCUUUACACUCCUCGGCUCUGCUUCCGCAACAACUCUCCUUACUCUCCCACUUGCGCUCCAUCACCUUCGCAAGUCAUCUUACAGGUGACGAGCUCGCUCAACGCUUCAGGUCGGAGAGGUAUGUCCUCAAGAUGAGCCAGACCGUCUUCGGCCUUUUGCUGGGUUGGCUCACUGAUGGGACAGGGCCAAUGGCAGCUGCUGGCGCGGCAGAAGGCGUUGGAGGAGACACGGCAGAGGCUCCAGCAAUGAGGGGCAGACUGGCCAUGCUGCGAAUUAUCAACGAGCGUUGUAGAAUCCAAGUUCUUCGGGCCAAACCAUACGAGCUCACGCCGGCAGCACUCGAAGAAGGAACGGGUCUCACUGGAUCCGGCAUCCCAUCAGGGUCUGCCGGCAAGGCCUCACAACAACACCCCUCCCUGCAAGCCAAUGCAGUUUCAGAAGGCGGCGAUGCGAUUGCCGAAUUCAAUGCAAAGAAUGCUGGCCCCCAGCUGAAGCUCGGUCCUCAAAUACCGCUGAACGAUCGGCUGAAGGAGGAAGUUCAGCGGGAAGUGGACGAUGAGCUGCGCAAGGAGGAAGAGCAGAGAAAGGUCAAAGAGGAAGCGGAAGGCAAAAAGAAAGGAAAAGGAGAAGCCGAAGGAGACGACGCACAAGGUGUCACGGCCAAGGAGGACGAGGAGAUGGACGGCCCGGAAUCUAGUGAGCGAAAGCAGCGCGAAGGCUCGGCCGAUGGCGCCAGGCGGUCUCGAUCAAGAAGAGCUUCCUCUGCCAAAUCCAAGGAGGGUACACCUGCGGACACGCCGGGUCCGAGUGCGGCUAAGCGGACGGCGUCUGUCGCACCAGUGGCAUCUAGCACAAUUGCUGGCCAGUCUAUCGAGUCGGACUUGCUGCAGCCAUCGCUGUCAGACCUGCCACCUCAGCCGCCGCUCUUCCGCACGGUAGACAUCAUGCGGGAAGUGGCCAAGGUACGCGACGCACGCAAGAGCCUUAGGAUUGACCUGACCCUGCUCAACCGAGGUAGCGGUGGUCUAGGAGCUAGCGACGACAAGGGUGUAACGGACACGAUGCGGAGAGCAGCGCUUCCAAGCGUCUGCGCAUAUACCUAUCAUGAUGUCGAAGACGGCCUUGCCUGCUCUACCUUCUCUGAGGAUCUGUCAUUAAUGGCGGCUGGCUUCGAAGAGAGCUAUGUUCAAGUGUGGAGCUUGAAGGGCCAGCCACUAAGGAGUCUCAAAGGGGACGUGACGCUCGCUGGCGUCAGGGAUGCAAACACACUGAACGAGCAACGGAGAGUAGAAGAGGACCUGCCUACACGCAAGCUGAUAGGACAUUCGGCGCCCGUCUACUCUGUUUCCUUUGACCCAUUGGGCGGUACAGCCUCACCGCCUCGUACCCUCCUCUCCGCCUCGGGAGACUCCACUGUCCGCCUCUGGUCUAUGGACACUUACUCUGCUCUCGUUGCCUAUCGUGGUCACCAGGGUCCAGUGUGGGACGUCGAGUACGGUCCGGGAGGGAUCUACUUUGCGACUGCUGGAAUGGACAAGACAGCAAGGCUGUGGAGCACGGAGCGGAUCAACCCACUGAGGAUGUAUGCUGGCCAUCUCAGCGACGUAGAUUGUCUCUCCUUCCACCCUAAUUCCCUGUUCCUAGCAACCGGAUCUUCAGACCGCACCUGUCGUCUCUGGGACGUCCAACGCGGCGCCUGUGUGCGUCUCUUCGUAGGACACUCUUCCCCCAUCAGCACCCUCAAGAUCUCCCCCGACGGGCGGUACCUCGCCUCAGCUGGGUCCGGCUCCCCUUCCCACUUCACCGGUAGCGCGACUGCUGGUGCGGGAGCUGCUCUGGGUAGCGACCAAGAAGCGACAAUUUCCCUGUGGGACUUGGGCAGUGGAAAGCGCGUUAAGAAGAUGUGGGGUCACACCGGCCGGGUGCACUCCCUUGACUUCUCAAACGACGGUGGACUCCUCGUCAGUACAGCCCAGGACGGUACGGUGCGCUGUUGGGAUGUCAAAUCCGCAGGAGGGGCGCGUAACUCUUCGUCCACUACCCUCAGCGGUGUAGGCGUUGGUGGUGCUGCCACUGGCGGGGGGAUGAUGGGCGAGUCCACCACCCAGCAGCAGCAGCAGCAAGCCAAUUCUUCUUCCUCGGACUGUGUAGCCACCUUCAAGACGAAGCGGACACCGAUGAUCGACGUCAAGAUGACAAAGAGGAACUUGUGCCUCGUGGCUGGAGGGUUUGGUGCUUGAGAUUUUCUUGUCUCUCCUGCUUUUUUGGCAGUGUCUACAGUGUACUUGUUCCCUGACUAAUGGCAUUCUUUGCAUCUCCGCU
Messenger RNA from Microstroma glucosiphilum, 2946 nucleotides. Its product is annotated as WD40 repeat-like protein. Gene Ontology annotation, molecular function: protein binding; RNA polymerase II general transcription initiation factor activity. Bases 54 to 2864 code for a protein of 936 amino acids. NCBI's taxonomy places the organism in Eukaryota, Fungi, Basidiomycota, Exobasidiomycetes, Microstromatales, Microstromataceae. Gene Ontology annotation, biological process: transcription initiation at RNA polymerase II promoter. Gene Ontology annotation, cellular component: transcription factor TFIID complex. The record is from RefSeq and is a predicted model, not a curated record. The transcript is spliced from 4 exons.